Molecule: messenger RNA, 1869 nt
Organism: Tricharina praecox
Lineage: Eukaryota; Fungi; Ascomycota; Pezizomycetes; Pezizales; Pyronemataceae
Exons: 1
Coding region: 1-1869 (622 amino acids)
Molecular function (GO): protein binding
Source: RefSeq, a predicted model, not a curated record
AUGAAGAACUCCCUAACCACGCUGCCCGUCGAGGUGCUCCAGCUGCUGAGCACGCACCUAACGCCUCACGACAUCGCCUCCCUCCGCCGCGUAUCAUGGAGCGCCUUCAAAACCUUCGCUUCGCCGCCCCUCUGCGCCUUCCUCCUGCACCACCACUUCCCGUUCGCCCCCGCAGUCCACGAGUAUGCCUACGACACCCUCAACGCCCUCCUCCUGCGCCGCCGUCGCAUCGUCAGCCUGGGCUACACCCAGUCGCACGAGCUAUCGUCCACCACCUCUAACUUCGACGGCGACCUGGGAGUCCUCGUGACCACCACGGUCGAUGAGGCUCGCAGCCGAGUCGAGAUCUCCGUGCGCUGGCUUGCAAACCCAGAGUUCAACAUCAUCGUCCCGGCGCCGCUGCACCUGGGCGACGGCGGGCCGUCCAGCGCCCCGCCGCCCGAGAUAGUACACGUGCGCGAUAAGGUGCUACUGCUGUACCCCGACACGGCGGGGGUGGGGACGCUCGCGCUGAUCCUGGACGGGAAAGAGGGGCGGACGCUAUGGAGCGCGUUAUUCAACUCGCCGAUCCUAUCGGAGCGGGCAGCUGUGGCGGGGCUUCGGCCGGUAUUCAACGAGCACUAUCUAGCGUUCCUCACUGUCGUCGCGGCGACCGGGAAGCGGGUGCUCACGAUCGCGCGGCUGCGCGAUAUCCACAAGGAGACGGAGCUGAUCACGAGCGCGCUCCCGAUCCGCAGCGAGAACAUCCGCGAGCUGAAGGCGGACGACAGCGGCGGCACCGUAUUCGUCGCGGAGGUAUUCCCGGCGCACGGCAACCUGCACCGAAUCGUCCUGGUCGAUGCGCGGACGGGCGAAGCCACGCGCGCGUUCCACCUACCCAUGGCACCACUAUUCGUCGCCGCGGAGAGAGACUGGGGCUUCGAGCUGACGCCGGGCGAGAAGGAGCUGGUGGCGUGGCAGUCGCCGCGCGACGACGCGUACCGCGCCGGCCUGGCCCUGCAGAUCUCCGUGUUCCAGCUCAAGGGCGAGUCGAAAACGAGCAAGGUGCGCUAUCUGCGCCCGGCACCGGAGCUCCCCUCCCCGCGCGCUCACCUCCGCGUCUCAUACAACCCCGCGCUCGCCGUCGCGACAAUGGGAAAGUCGCUGCUCAUCUACCCCCCGCUGAACCUUGACCACCCGCGAGCCGGCACCGGCGAGGAAGUCAACAGCCUCAACACCCUGAAGCCGCUGGCGCUCUCCACCCCGCUACACAUCCCUGGUGGACGUGUGGAGGAGAUCACCGUGGGCCUCGAGUGGCUCCGCGUCUCUGUCGGCGGCAGCGGUAGCGGGGGGACGCACCUACUGCGGACGUCCACGCCGCUGGGCGGUGCGAUGGACGAGCUGGCGACGACCGGCUCCGCCACGCCGGUGAGCGGCUGGUCAACGCCGCACUCCAUAUUCGGCGGCGAAGGCGCGGUCGUCGAUCCCCGCGAACUCACGAAGCGCCUGGCCGCAAUGCAGUUCGAUGGCAAAGCCGCCGCCACCGCAGGGAAGAAGCGAGAGAGCGGGCUGAGGUUCAGUCGCGUGUAUGGCGAGGAUCACGAGUCAGACAAGGGUAGGGUCGAUAAGCUUGAGGAUGCGGCGGGGUCGGGGGCGGGGGCGGGGGCGGAGGACGCGCACGGCGGCGGACGCAGGGGGUCGACGUGGGCGCUGGGCGUGCUGGGCGAGAAGAUUUCGGGCGCGCUGAAGAGUGGGCGCAGGGGGAGCGCGCAGAGUGAGAGCGUUGAGGCGUAUAAUGGCUCUGGGCCGGGAUUGGGACGGGCAGAGACGGUCAGUAGUGGUGGCUCGAAGGAGAAGAAGGGCUGGAAGGGGAGGCUCUUUGGAAGGUGA